Messenger RNA from Postia placenta MAD-698-R-SB12, 1368 nucleotides. RefSeq lists its product as hypothetical. The transcript is spliced from 12 exons. NCBI's taxonomy places the organism in Eukaryota, Fungi, Basidiomycota, Agaricomycetes, Polyporales, Adustoporiaceae. Gene Ontology annotation, molecular function: histone H4 acetyltransferase activity; histone binding. Gene Ontology annotation, cellular component: nucleus. The record is from RefSeq and is a predicted model, not a curated record. Bases 1 to 1368 code for a protein of 455 amino acids. Gene Ontology annotation, biological process: subtelomeric heterochromatin formation.
AUGCCCCUCGCGCCCCCGCCCCACAAUCCCGCCCUCUGGGCCGCAGACGCGAACGAGGCCUUCCGCCUCUCCCUCGUCCGCGCAAAGGACGACAAAGCCGCUCUCACCGCCCGCGAGGCCUACGAGGGCUUCCACCCCACCUUUACCUACCCCAUCUUCGGCGAGGACGAGAAGAUAUACGGCUACCGCGACCUCACCGUCGACCUCAAAUUCGCCUCCGGCUCCCUCGCCCAGUUCCUCAACAUCACCUACGCCGAGCGCCUCCCCUCCUCAUCUGCCGUCGACGACAUCGAGGCCACCUUGCGCAAAUUCAUCCCAUCAGAUUACUACACCACCGAGGCCGACUUUCUCGCUCGCGUCGAAGAGGACGCGCUUGCGUUCACCCCGCCCGGCACCUGCGUCCACGCCUAUUCACGCCCCGCCGGCGCGCUCUCCCGCAAGGGCAAGCACAUCGCCAUCCCGCAAUUUCUCAGCCCUGAGGACGAGGAGACGGUCGAGUUUGAAGUCUACCACGUGAGUUCCUUUUGCACAUGGGCGACGCCCCGCUUCCGCGAAUACCACCGCCGCAUGCAACUCUUCGUCCUGCUCUACAUCGAGGCGGGCUCGUACAUCCGCGAGGACGAGGAGACCUGGGAGUUUGUUGUCCUGUACGAAAAACGCAAACGCCGCUCCGAUCCGUCGAUUGCGACAUACCACUUUGUGGGGUACUCGUCGCUGUACCCGUUCUACUGCUUCCCGGAGCGCGUGAGGAUGCGGAUAAGCCAAUUCGUUAUCCUGCCGCCGUACCAGCAAGAGGGGCAUGGCUCCGCGCUCUACACCGCGAUCUACCAGCAUGUCCUCGCGUCGCCGCACAUCGCGGAGCUGACGGUCGAGGACCCCGCGGAGGCGUUCGAGGACCUGCGCGACCGGAACGACCUCAAGAUGCUGUUUGCGAACGAGCGCUUUAUGCGGGAGGCGCUGGGCGAGUGCUGGGCGGGCACGGCGGGCGGGCGCCCGGGUGAUACUGGCGUGAGCAUCGACGGUGGGGGCCGCGUGGGCACGAAUGGCGCUGCGCGCAGCAGGGCGGCAGCGAAGCGGGGGAGGCUGGGCCCGCCGGCGGACAAGGCGUGGCUUGAGAAGUGGCGGAACGAGCUGAAGAUCGCUAGCCGGCAGUUCCACCGGCUGGUCGAGAUGCUGGUCCUGCGGUACCUCGACCCGGCGGACGUGAAGGCGCAGAAGAAAUACCGGCUGCAGGUGAAGGAGCGGCUGUACCGGUUCAACUUUGACGCGCUGUCGCAGCUGGACAAGGAGGAGCGGCAGAGCAAGCUGGAGGAGACGUUCAACACUGUGCGGAAGGACUAUGAGCGCAUCCUCACGCUUGUGCACUGA